UGAUGUGAAUGCUACGUGGUUACAUUUCACCAUGUUUUUUCCUGUUUUUCCAGUUCAUUCUCUAUACCACUAUAGUAACCACUUACUAGUAAAUUAGCUGUUUAUUUAGAUCAUCCCAGGAGCUACUUUUUGUUGCCGUGCCUUCAGUCUUAAUAUAAGAUUAUCCUUAAUACUUGUGUCUGAAAAGUACUUUGUGUUCAUGGUCUAACUUCUCAGGAUCAAGCAUGUUGGGCACAUUUUUUUUUGGGUAUAUCAGGAAUGCAUGAUUGUUUAUCACGGUGCGCUAAGAAUAGAUUGAUCAUCUGUCAACUUCCACCAAAAAAAAAGUUUGACCAACAGCCAACACCGCCUUUCAAUUCCGCAACACUUCUUCAAAUGUCUUGGACUAUUGUUAGUGAUCAGUUAUCCUGGGCACUAAAUAUAGUUGAACACUUUGCGCAUGAGAAUAACCACAAAUUAGACCCACAUGCGAGGAACCAAGGAGUAUAAUCUCCAAAGUUAGCAUUAUGACGUGGCACAUCUAUUCACAUCUCUGACCUUUUCCUCUGGCUUGGCGUUGGAGCCUCCCAACCUUCUGCCCCUCCCAAAUCAGGUUCAGGCGUUGCAUUUUAAAGCCUUCCGUCGCUUCUUGUGCUCACCCUCUCUUUGGCUUUCAUCUGCUCCUAAUUGGUUGCAGAUUGAGAGUCGAAGACGAGUUAUCUUGUUAGCAUUAGAAGGCUUGCACCAGACUACUCUUAUUCGCAACUGAGUGGCACAUUUUGCUUGGUAUCACCACCAAGAAUAUCAAGAUGACAUUCUCUGGUACACAGGACAAGUGCAAGGCUUGUGACAAGACCGUUCAUUUCAUCGAUCUCCUCACCGCGGAUAGCAUUCCCUACCACAAGUCUUGCUUCAAAUGCAGCCAUUGCAAAGGCACUCUUUCGAUGUGCAACUACUCCUCCAUGGAUGGAGUUCUUUACUGCAAGACUCAUUUUGAGCAGCUUUUCAAGGAAACAGGGACCUUCAACAAGAACUUCCCCACUGGUGCGAAGGCAAACGGUUACCAGUCUAAGGUCCCAAACAAGCUAUCCUCUGUGUUCUGUGGAACUCAGGACAAGUGUGCUGCCUGCAAGAAGACUGCGUACCCAUUGGAGAAGAUGACUUUGGAGGGCGAGCCAUACCACAAGACCUGCUUCAAGUGCGCUCACGGUGGCUGUCUCUUGACGACCGCCACGUACGCAUCCCUCAAUGGGAUCCUCUACUGCCAGCACCACUUCUGGCAGCUCUUCAAGGAGACGGGCAGCUACGACAACUUGCUCAAGCCUGCCUCGGCGAAAAACCACGAUGAGCAGGAGGCAACCAAGGAAGAAGAGUCACCGGAGGAGCCGGCGCCAGAAGCCGUAGAGCACCAGGAGCACUGUUAACGACCUGCACGUGGACAUUGCAAGAACUUACAUGUUCCCCGCUUCCUGCCCAUCUCCUUUUGAUCUCCCCGAGACACGUGGUGCUGGUUCUUAAUUACAUCUCCUCGUCUUGGCUAUUGCAAUCCUGGAUUAUGUAUGUCACGACCUACGUCAAAUGUCCCAUGAAUGAGAGCAGAAUCUGCACGAGUUUGUUCUACCCUGACCCUGGUGUUCAUGCUACCUACCCAUAAUGGUUUGGCUAUUGUUCU
Brachypodium distachyon (stiff brome) is the source of this 1651-nucleotide messenger RNA. Its product is annotated as LIM domain-containing protein PLIM2b. Gene Ontology annotation, cellular component: actin cytoskeleton; plasma membrane. The coding region runs from base 789 to 1403 and encodes 204 amino acids. Lineage: Eukaryota; Viridiplantae; Streptophyta; Magnoliopsida; Poales; Poaceae. Gene Ontology annotation, molecular function: actin filament binding. The record is from RefSeq and is a predicted model, not a curated record. The transcript is spliced from 5 exons. Gene Ontology annotation, biological process: actin filament bundle assembly.